This is a messenger RNA of Aegilops tauschii subsp. strangulata, 1593 nucleotides long. RefSeq lists its product as uncharacterized. The record is from RefSeq and is a predicted model, not a curated record. NCBI's taxonomy places the organism in Eukaryota, Viridiplantae, Streptophyta, Magnoliopsida, Poales, Poaceae.
AUGGACGCUUACCUUAGUCGUCUCAUGAAUGAUAAUGUCAACCCUGACAGCCUCUUUGACGAUGAGUAUUACCUGUUUGCCGGUGAAGGCUCAGAUGCUGAUGACAUGGAGCACGACAAAUUGGAAGACUCAAGUCACAAUACCUAUGUCGACCAUGAUCCAUUGGACUAUGUCUACUCAAACCUCCCAGACCACACACACAUCCUGAAGCACGCCGCAAAUUGCGAUCACUGCAAGGCCAAGAAGUUUGUGUCCGAGGCCCCGGGAUUCUGCUGUCGCAGUGGGCAGAUCCAGCUGAAGCAACCGGAGCCCAUCCCGGAGCUAAUGAGGCUUUGGUCUAGCAUGGACGCAGACUCAAGGCAUUUUCGGGAGAACAUACGGUUCUUCAACGGCCACUUCUCCUUCACAACCCUCGGCGUCAGCGUUGAUGAAAGCUACACAAACAUGAAGUCUGGGGUGUACACGUUCCGGGCGCACGUCACCAUCUACCACAAUGUUCAUUCCUUCGGGCCAACAUCACGUCCAGAUCAUCUACAGUUGUACUUCUACGAUGACGACCCAGGCCUAACCCAUCGCAAGGCUGCGACCGAGCAAUUAGACCAGGAUGUCAUCAGAAAGUUAGUGGACAUACUCAGGGAAAACCCGUACUCCCAACAGUUUAGGAGUUUGGGUGCGCACAGGGACAACCUCGACGAUUACAGGAUAGACCUCAACACUGACCAGAGACUAGACCAACUUGUGCAACAACCAAGAGGUAGACGUGAUGAUAAUGAUGAUGAGGAGGAGGAUGCAGAGGGGAAUAGCAGGUUAUGCGUCUCGGUGAGAGACUACUAUUGUUACAUGCUCCAGACACGACCUGGGAUAUUCAAUCCCAUACUCUGUGGAGCACGAUUGCUCCAGCAAUGGGGGGUGGACAUGUACAUCAAGAUUGAGAGUUGUAGGUUGAAAUGGUACAGGAAGAACCAGACAAAGAUCCGUGCCGACCUGUAUAAAGGAGUUGUUGAUACAAUUACAUCCGGGGAGACCUGGGCAAGUGCUGUUGGAGUAAGGAUAGUGCUCCCUGGAACGUACCCAGGUGGCGACCGCGACAUGAAGCGGAGGCAUAUGGAUGCCAUGGCAAUUGUCCAUACCUACGGGAAGCCUGACAUCUUCUUGACCAUGACCUGCAACCCUAACUGGGAAGAGAUAACGAGUGAGUUGUUUCCUGGUCAAACAGCGCAAGACCGACCUGAUCUUGUGGCUCGUGUGUUCCAUGGCAAGUUAGAGGCUAUGAAAGAGAUGUUGUUCAAGAAGAAUAUACUGGGUGUUGUUGUCUCACAUGUAUACAUAGUCGAGUUCCAGAAGAGGGGCCUCCCCCACGCACACUUUUUGUUGAUCAUGGAUUCUGCCUAUAAGCUUGUCGUUCCAGAGCAGUACGACCGACUCAUUUCUGCCGAGCUCCCAGACAAGCAGAAGUAUCCUGAACUCCACGCCUUGGUUGUGAAACAUAUGAUGCACGGACCAUGCGGUGCUCUCAACCCCAAAAAUGUGUGCAUGCAAAAGAACGAGUGCAAGUGCAGAUACCCGCGGCCGUUCAAUGAAAACACGGCAUAG